CGUAGCAGUCUGAAGGAGCCAUUUUGUUUAAAGCGUUGUGAUACGGAGGGUAGUUCGCGCAGGCGCGGUGCGGCGUAAACACCGUAUUACGGGCAGUAAUCGUACGCCAGUCGCUGCGGGCGGUCGUGUCGCGUCGUGUCGGAUCGUGUGUGCCGUGUGCUCAAAUACAUUGUCAAACUGUGGAUUUUUCCUGUGUUUCUUAAGAUGAGGGCGCCGUGACCACGGACGGGCUGCUCAGCGCCCUGGCCCGCCUGCGUCGCAACCCUCACCCCCACCCGUCCCCUAUCCCCGCACGUACCGCGGAUGGGCGUCACCAAUCUCCCAAAAUCCAGCCGCCUCGACCCACCCCUGAACGCGCCGCAGGUGCCGACGAGAGCAUGACAGUGGCACGCGGCGAUGGCUCCCCGGAGCGACUCGGAGGUGCGUUACGCCGGCUACACUAUAAAGCCACCAGGCGGGCGCACUCUGUCGGGCGACACCAUACAAACACACCACCCAAGGUGGUCGUCAUGGGCAGCAGCACGACGUCAGACAAGACCAUCAACACCAGUACCGACUCGGCGGCGACCGCGCUCACGUCCGUCACCGGCACCGAUGACUCCAUGGACGCGGAGCCCGAGGGCGCCGCCAACCUCAUCGACUGUGCGCCCAUACAGCCCAUACCGCAGGAACCCCCCAGCACAGCCCCUCCUCACUACCACAGAGCGCAAGACAGUUCAGAAAUAGACUCCCCAUCCUACACCAAGCCGCAGUCGGCCACAGACAUAUUAGACUCCCCACGGCCCGGCCCGGCGCGCUUCGUUUUCGACGUGCCACUGCCAGAACCAAAGAAAGAAGAGCGAAAACCAAGAUCAGAAAAAAGAAACAAAACUACAGUCCAAGAAACAGCUCCUUCAACAUCCAUACAAAUCCCUUACGACUCCAAAAUGGAGAUGCCAAAAAGCCCAAAAAUAAAUCAAACUAAAUACGAAACGCAUUUUAAAUUUGAGCCAGAGAAAAGGAGGGCAAGUGAGAAAUUUGAGCUAGACAAAAGAAGGGGGAGUGAGAAAUUUGAGCCGGAGAAGAGAAGGGGGAGUGAAGCGAGGAAACAGAAGGAUAAGGAGUAUUAUAAGGAUGAUGUGGCGAAAUUGAGGAGGCAGUUGGAGGGGACGGAGGUUUUCACGAGGGCUAGGAGGAGAUCGUCGGCGCAUCAGCAUUCGGUGCCGCCGCCGUGUUCGAGAAGGCAGUCUACAGCGGCCCAAGUCCAUGUAACAGCCAACCCUUUGGACGCCGCCAGCUCCAUGCCCCCCGGCCGUACAACCAUCGUCGUCCAGCAACCGUCUCUUUCCCUCGACUACGGCGGCUGCGCGACUAUCCUCGUGCGAGAGGGAGAUGACUGCAGGCGAAAAAGCCGCGUCUGCAGCGACCACAUACAGCAGCUGCUUGAUGUGACGAGUCACUUCACCAGUGAGGACGUGGACGAGUUUGACAAGAGGUACGGCAGCCCGCAUCAUGCCCGGUCGCAGUCGGUCAAGGCAGCGCGAUCGCGAACGGGCGAGCGUCAACUACUGGGGCUGCCCCAGCAAAGGGCGCGAGUGGCGUCUAUGCCCAAUACUGGGGUGGAGGAGGAGUACUACAGACUCAGGCAUUUUAGUAUAACGGCUGCAGCUGACACGACUGACGGUACCAACACCACCACCACCACCACCACUUGGUGCUGCCAGUGCUGGUUGUCCACCAUUAAAGCAGGCGGCGGCGGCGUCGGCGGCAGUGGCUGUAUCAUCAUCAUGUCUAUGACAUCAUUCACAAUUAGUGUGAGCGGUAACGAGCCUGUGUUGAAUGUAGACUUUCAACCGGCUCUAGAAUUGGACAUUGAUGGUUUUUACGAGUGUGCUCUCGUGUACUUUAAGACUUUCAACACUAUUCCCAAUGUUGAUAAGAGCAAUAAUCUGUUUCACUAUGGGGAUGAUAUAAUCGCAAUUCCUGAAGGUUCAUACGAGCUCUCCAGCAUAAUACACUUGUUGAAGGAGGAAAUGUCAAAGAGGACUAAAGGGUCAGAGGGUGAAGGAAUGGUGGCAGUGGCAGACAUCUUGAGUCAAAUAUUAGUGGAGGGCACAGUGGAGAAAGGAUGUCUACUGGUGAACAAUGGUGCUGCAUUUUUAUUUCAAGACAUUCGUUAUGAAUUGAACGGUGUGGAGAUUGAUCAAGCGAGAAACUGCGGUAUCACGUCCACCAUGAAGGGACUAGUCUCCUACACCAAGGAAAUGGAUCAUAGUCUUCAGACGGCGGGGUGGGAAGUUGGCGCCAAAAAGAUACAUGACAAGUUUACUGUAACUAUACCACUAUCUCAUAUCUUGGGUUUCGCCGAGGACUAUAAGAAGGUUAUAAUGAAUGGGAAACACGAGUUGAUAUUGAAUCGCGCCAGUACAGAUGUAAACUGUUUAGAUUUAGCAGCCGUUGAUGCCAACACGCGGUUGGGGGAGAAACGCAGUCGAGUUAGCGAUGAAGAGCUACCACUACGAGCUAAAGAUGACGCAUCAACCUCCAAAAAGCGAAAAUGUGAUAUAUGUGAAACAGAUGUCACGUCAUUACAUAAUCACCUGAAGAGUGCAAUGCAUAAACAGAGUCUAAAAUGUGAGAUGUAUGAUGGAGAUACGGAAAUAGUAACAUCCGCUUUCAAGAGCCGGAUAAUCUCAUAUAGACUGUUUUCGAAGGAUGAAUAUCUGACUCCUGAAGAUUUCAUGGAGAGUGUACGCCUGCGAGUUAUUAACCUUAUAGAGGAGAACAUUUCUAGGGUUAAGAGCGCUGUUAAGGUGAAUUUAGAACUCUUCGGACGAUACAGUAAAUGGAUAAAGGUUAAUGAUAAUGAUCAGGAGGUGGAGGAGGUGAAAUCUUUCAAUACUAAGAAUAAAGUGAUUUCAUUAGAUGCUAGCAAAAUAAAUAAAAUAUAUCAAUCGUUUAUGGAGGAGAUCCGAGUCAAGGCUGAAGACUUUCAAGAACGUGACAGUGGGUGGGCUAUAAGUAAAGUGCUGCAUCUAGAAGUGAAUAUUAAUAAGUAUCAACCCUUGCAAGGAUCAUCGUACAUCCCCCUUCCAAAGUGGGUGCAAGCGAGGAAGGCCUGUAUUAAUGUUAAAAAUGAUGAUAACGCAUGCUUUGCGUGGGCCGUUGUUAGUGCUCUCUACCCUGACGACGAAUCUGGUGAGCGGUCAGUCUGCGUGCUGCUAGCUGGUGAAGAGUCUGAGAUCACCUUUAUGGACGCGCCCGCCGAUCAGCUCGUGACGGACGGCUGCGCCCACGGCUAUUGCGUAGUCUAUUCAACAGCCGAACGCAGUAGCUUUGCCGAAGCCGAGCGAAGUCUGCAAGGACUUUGGGCGGCGGGUCAUACAGCGCGGCGAGCCGUCAUACUGGUGGGCAACAAGGCUGAUUUGGCACGGUCGAGAGCUGUUAACACGGAUGAGGGCAAAUCGCUAGCGACCUCAUACGAGUGUAAGUUCAUUGAGACCUCCGUCGGCAUCAAUCACAAUGUGGAUGAGUUGCUAGUGGGAUUACUAACGCAAAUACGACUGAAACAGCAACACGCCGAGCGAGUUAGAAAACGCAGCACUACGCGCAAAAAUCGUGGGCGCGCGCGCUCUCCCCAAAAUGAUGUUACGGCGCCCGCGCCGCCGCAGUCCGUGUCCGCCGCAAGUACGCCGAGAAAACGCACGCGGCUAUCUGCUAGCGUUAAGGUGCGAGGCCUCCUGGGCCGCGUGUGGGCCCGGGACUCGAAGUCCAAAUCGUGCGAAAACCUGCACGUGCUCUAGCACUCGGCCGCCGACCCUAUCGCCUGCUUCCCGUUCUUCGACUGCGCCACUAGCUACGCUUAGAAUUCUACAAACCUCAGCAAUAUUGCGAGGAAUGAACUACUAGCUACGCUUAGAUUUCUAUUACAAGUGUCAACUGAAGCACUUUUUGUUUGACUGAGCCGCUAGCUACAGGUUGAUUCACGAAAGCUGUCACGAAUGGAAUGAAUGAAACUUUCAUUGCAUGAGUGACACCUGUGUCGGUAUACAGUCAGAGCCACCAUUUUGUUAGUUAAUGUUAUAACAUAGAUUUUUCCACCCA
This is a messenger RNA of Cydia strobilella, 4083 nucleotides long. RefSeq lists its product as uncharacterized. Bases 378 to 3782 code for a protein of 1134 amino acids. The record is from RefSeq and is a predicted model, not a curated record. NCBI's taxonomy places the organism in Eukaryota, Metazoa, Arthropoda, Insecta, Lepidoptera, Tortricidae. Gene Ontology annotation, molecular function: calcium channel regulator activity; GTP binding; GTPase activity. Gene Ontology annotation, cellular component: plasma membrane. The transcript is spliced from 18 exons.